This is a messenger RNA of Calypte anna (Anna's hummingbird), 1247 nucleotides long. It is a transcript of the gene NUDT5, whose product is annotated as nudix hydrolase 5. Bases 360 to 1007 code for a protein of 215 amino acids. Lineage: Eukaryota; Metazoa; Chordata; Aves; Apodiformes; Trochilidae. Gene Ontology annotation, molecular function: ADP-ribose diphosphatase activity. Gene Ontology annotation, cellular component: nucleus. The record is from RefSeq and is a predicted model, not a curated record. Gene Ontology annotation, biological process: nucleoside phosphate metabolic process; ribose phosphate metabolic process. The transcript is spliced from 11 exons.
AGCGCACACGGCGCGGCGCCACCCGGUCCCGAUUCCCCGGCGCACAGGGCCGGUGCCUCCCUCACCUCAGACGCUGCCGCCGCCUCCGCGCUGCUCGGUCCCGGUCCUGGUCCCGGUUUCGGUCCCGGUUCCUCCCGUCCUCACCUUACCCGCCCUAGGCAGGGAUGUGUUUGGUUGUAUUUUGGGGAGAGCCGAGCCCUAGGAGCGCUUUCUGAGCGCCGCGGAUCUGCUGUAGCCUCUGUGUGUCCUCUGCCUGCAGGGUCAAGGCGUUCCCAUGGGAUAUUUUCCUUAAAUGCUCUCUCCCCUCAGCCGGUAACCUGGACUUUGCCCAGGAGGGGAAGAGCCUCGUGUUCCCGAAAAUGGCAGCUGAGACAUCCACAGAAGUUGGAAAAACUGCCAGACAGUUUGUCCUUAAGGAAGAGGUAAUUGUAGAAAGAAAAUGGUUGAAGCUUGAAGAAACAACUUACACUGAUCCCUUUGGUAAAACCAGAACUUGGGAAAGUGUAAAGCGUACUGGCAACAAAAAGGGUGUUUCAGCUGAUGGUGUAGCAGUGAUAGCAGUACUACAGAGGACUCUCCACUAUGACUGCAUUGUCCUAGUGAAACAGUUCAGGCCUCCAAUUAACAGAUAUUGCUUGGAAUUUCCUGCAGGCCUCAUUGAAGAAAAUGAGAGUGCAGAAAGCGCUGCAUUGCGAGAGCUGGAGGAAGAAACUGGGUACAAGGGGGAAAUUGUUGAAUGUACUCCAGCUCUCUGCUUGGACCCAGGUAUGUCAAACAGCACAACACACGUUGUGAGCGUCACCAUUAACGGAGAUGAGGCUGAGAAUAAAAGACCCAAGCAAAAACUUGAUGAUGGAGAAUUUGUGGAAGUUAUUUCACUUCCAAAGGCUGACCUCCUGCAAAGAAUCGAUGAGCUGGUAGCAGAAGAACACCUUGCAGUGGAUGCCAGAGUUUAUACUUACGCCUUGGCCCUGAAGCAUGCAGAAGAAAAACCAGUUCUUUUAUGAAGUCCUAAAACUGGUGAUGAGUUGAAAGCCGCCCCACUCAGAUGGCUUAGAAGUACAAUUCUUCUUGUAAUAAGGGUCCUUUGCUUUACUUGCAGAGCAAAACAAGAAGUAUUUAUAGGAAUGACCGAGAUACUUUUGUCUGGAAUAAUGUAACUGACAAAAAUGAUUUUUUUUCUAACUGCUCUAUCGAACCUUGACAGAAUAAUCGUAAUAAAAAUGCUGUUUAGUUUUCAGAAUGGC